AAAAUCAAUCCAUUGUUACCCAUCUCCAUGAUCAGUCAAAGCUCCAUUCCUCCUUCAAUGACUAUCUUCUUCUUCUUCUUCUUCUUCUUUUUCUUUUUCUUUCUCUUUCUAUUAGUCCCUUGUACUGCUCAAAUCUCUUUCAACUUCACAAGUUUCAAUCGAGACAUUAACCACAUCAACUACACUGGACAUGCUUUAUUAUCUGAUCCAGUCAUCCAACUGACCCUAAUCUUGAACAAACCCAUGACAGGAAGUACAGGCCGAGCCACGUACUUCAAACCAAUGCAUCUUUGGGACAAAGCCACAGGAGCACUUGCAGACUUCAAUACCCAUUUCUCCUUUGUCAUUAACUCACUAAAUCAGACCCCAUAUGCCGAUGGGAUGGCAUUUUUCCUUGCACCAGUUGGUUUCCCUAUUCCUGGUGUCCAAGAAGGCAGAGGUUUAGGCCUUGUCAGCGGUCAACAAAUAUUCAACCCAACGUUCAACUCAUCGCCGGCCAAUCGAUUCGUGGCAGUGGAGUUCGACACAUUUUACAACAAUGAAUGGGAUCCACCAAGGGAGCAUGUAGGUAUCAACAUCAACUCCUUGGUAUCUGUGCAAAAUAUGACAUGGCGGUGUCAAAUUCCCUCUGGAAAAAUGAAUCAGGCCUCGAUUCGUUACAAUUCUAGUUCGAGAAAUUUGAGUGUUGCAUUCACCAAUUUUCUUGAUGAAAACACCACAAUCAUGCAAGAGCUUUAUCAUAUAGUUGAUCUACGCAAGUAUUUGCCAGAGUGGAUUACUUUCGGCUUCUCUGCCGCAACAGGAACACAAGUCGAGACGCACACUCUUCACUCUUGGAGCUUCAAUUCUAAUAUACAAAUUGAUCCAAAUUUAUCGAGUCCAAAUUGGGAGCCAGUGCCAGCAUUUGCCAACCAAAAUCGAAAAAUAAUAAACAAGAGAUGGGUACUAGUGGGAUCUAUAGGAGGUGUUUGUGUUUUAAUCGGUGGGUUGGGCUUCCUUUGGUUUUGCUUGAAGAAGAAGAAAAAGAAUAGGGUUGAAAAUAAAGACAAGGAUUUGUAUGAGCUUAAAGCCGAAACAGGACCUAAGAAGUUUUCAUACCAAGAAUUGGCCACUGCAACAAGAAACUUUGUGGAGGAAGAGAAGCUCGGACAGGGCGGAUUUGGUGGAGUUUAUAGAGGUUUCUUGAAAGAAUUGAAUUCAUAUGUUGCUGUCAAAAGGGUGUCAAAGGAGUCUAAACAGGGUAUUAAAGAGUAUGCUUCGGAAGUGAAGAUCAUUAACCAAUUGAGGCACAGAAAUUUGGUGCAACUUCUUGGUUGGUGCCACGAAGAAAGAGAACUCUUACUUGUGUACGAGUUUAUGCCCAAUGGCAGCUUGGAUUCUCAUCUGUUCAACGACAACACCUUCUUGACAUGGCUGACAAGGUACAAUAUCGCUAAAGGAUUGGCCGCGGCAUUGUUUUACUUACACGAAGAAUGGGAACAGUGUGUGUUGCACAGAGAUAUUAAAUCAAGCAACAUUAUGUUGGAUUCAAAAUUCAAUGCUAAACUUGGGGAUUUUGGGUUAGCCAGGCUUGUUGACCACGGGAGAGUGUCACAAACCACAGUCUUGGCCGGGACAAUGGGCUACAUGGCUCCUGAGUGCCUCAUGACAAGCAAGUCUAGCAAAGAAUCAGACGUCUACAGCUUUGGUGUUGUUGCUUUGGAAAUUGCUUGUGGAAGAAAGCCCAUUGACCUCAUGGCUGAAGAAGGUCAUAUGAGGCUGGUGGAGUGGGUUUGGGAGCUCUAUGGAAGAGGAAACCUUCUUGAAGCAGCGGAUGCGAAACUGGGAGAUUUUGAUGAGGAACAGAUGGAAUGCUUGUUGUUUGUUGGGCUUUGGUGUGCUCAUCCAGAUUACAACCUCAGGCCUUCAAUAAAGCAAGCAAUUCAAGUUCUUGACUUUGAGGCUCCUUUGCCUAGCCUCCCACCAAACAUGCCUGCGCCAGCUUACUCAGCUCCUGAAAGACACGGGACACAAUCCUCCAGCUCUAGUUGCUACACCAUCUCCUCCAACCAUUCCGUGGUUUUUUCGUCGUUGCCACAGCUUUCAUAAGGACGUUGUGGGAAUCUUUAAAACGUAUGAAUCUCGAGGUAUGAUUGUACUAUUGAGAUUGCGUUGGAUAUAGGGGAACAUGAAUUUUAGGUAGCAAGGUUCAAGUUGUCAUGACUUGGGUGUUUGAAGUUUUCAGUGUUUCUAUUGUAUUCAACAAUAAGAGCAAUAGUUGUACAA
Messenger RNA from Camellia sinensis, 2265 nucleotides. The record is from RefSeq and is a predicted model, not a curated record. Lineage: Eukaryota; Viridiplantae; Streptophyta; Magnoliopsida; Ericales; Theaceae.